AUGGCGCACACACAGGAUAAAGAGAUUAACAUCAAACAGGAUGAUUGCAAGGUGUCUAUCGACGCCACAGUCGCAGGCGAUGAUGUCGACGCACGUGCACCGGAACAUCGCCCAUCCAACACCUCAAUUAUACACUCAAUCAGCCGAGUGUUCUCAAAGACACUAGCGUCAACAUCGCUAACUACAUACCUAGACAAUGUAGAAACAGAAGUUGCCACCAGGUUGUCAAAAAACCUCAUGAACGCUGAAGAUAUCAUAGAAGUAGCAAGGAUACGUGAUAGCGUGGCUGUUGAAAAGGCUAAGGAAAAGGCGCAACAGGAACACCCUUCAUCGGGAAAUUCCAGGUUUGCUACAGCAACCAUUGAAGAAAUUAUGGAACAACUAGGAUUGCACGAUCUUGCUACUGGACUCACUAACGCACAGUACAACUUGAACUGCAAUCUAUACGGCAAAAAUAUACUAGAAACAACCAAGAGACCACCCCUGUGGCGCGUUUACCUUGGACAAUUCUGCAAUUUUGUCGUUAUCAUGCUUCUAUCGGCAGCUAUUGGUAGUAUUGCACUUGGAAACAUUGUAGAAGGUAUUUUCAUCAUUCUUAUCACCAAUAUCAACGCCGCCAUGGCCACAUACAUGGAAAAGUCAGCUGCUGAUGCUUUAGAAAAACUAGCAGCAAUCUCAUCACCAACCACAAAUGUUAUACGUGAUGGUGAAGAACAAGUUGUCGAUUCCAAGGAUAUUGUGCCUGGUGAUGUUAUCAUACUCAACAUGGGUGACACUGUACCCGCUGAUGUCAGAUUGUUCGAAGUUACCGAAAUUAAAGUUAACGAAGCAUUGCUUACCGGAGAAUCCGAACCUGUUAAGAAGCAAUUGGUAGCUGAAGAUCUUCACUCACCUUUUGCAACCAACCUAUGUUUCGCUUCAACUUCGGUUGUAUCCGGAUCAGCCAAAGGUAUUGUGGUAACCACCGGUAUGGAAACACAAGUUGGACACAUUGCUAUGCAACUUAAGAAAGCGUCAAGUGGGAGUGAUCUUACCCCUCUACAAGCCAGCCUUAACAGUCUGGGUGGUGUCAUUGGACUCAUCUCAAUCGGUGUAUUGAUCUCCAUUAUCAUUGUUGCUGUAGCCACAGGCUACGAAGAUCCAACAAGACCUGACACUAACCGUGUACUUGCUAUUGUUCUAUUGGCUGUAGGUUUUGCUGUAUCUUCCAUCCCCGAGGGUCUUCCUAUGGUCGUGACAAUCUCACUAUCACUAGGUGCAAAGGACAUGGCCAGACGCAAUGCGAACAUCAGAAAACUGCCUGCUGUCGAAACUUUGGGUUGCUGCUCAAUUAUCUGCAGUGACAAGACAGGAACUUUGACUGAAGGAAAGAUGACUACUACCACAAUGGUGAUAUUCCACGGCAAUGACGGUAAAUGCGAUAGUGAAGAGGCACACUUCUACCCAACCAUGGGAUUCAACCCACUAGGUGGUGUAUUCAAGAAGGAACAUCUUACUGACGAAUUCAAGACACAACUGUCACAGCAAUCUGCUUCUCAGAACUAUUUCUGCACCUUAAAGGAAAACAUUUGUGGCAACGAUAACAACACCGCUACUGCUGUUCAGGUCAAGGCAACUAUGCUUGCUGCUUAUCUCAACUCAAAUGCUACACAUAUAGAAAAGGAUGAGGCCACCAACACCUGGAACGCUGUUGGAAACAUGACGGAGUGCCCCUUGAUCGUUGCAUCUGCCAAGUGUGGUAUUGGAUCUGCACUCAACAAGGAUGACACGACCUACGAUGACUACCCUCUUCUUAAAGCACUUGAUGUGCCCUUCAACUCGAGCAGGAAAAUGAUGUGCACAGUCCACAAACUUAAAGAAGAAAACAAAUUUGGUGAUGCCAAACUAACAAAUGGAGAAACCAAAUACACCCAUGUUGCCACAAUUAAGGGAGCUCCCGACAUGCUAUUCAACACUCGUAUGAUCACUUUGAAGAGAGAUGGAGACAACUGUGAGGUUGACUGGGCAUCUGCAGAGGGUACUGCCAGCAAUGCACAAGUUGAUGCCUUGAAAAAUGCCAACCAUGAACUCAGCAGCAGGGCACUCAGGGUACUGUUGGUUGGUAUCUUCCCACUGACAGACGGUGAUGUCGAAGGCUUGGGUAAAUGUGAGGAUUCCGAUGAAAGGCUCAAAUGGUUAUUGAAUGCUUCAGAAAGCGGCGGUUCACCUCUGGUGCUACUAGGUUGCGUUGGUAGCUUGGACCCACCACGUUUCGGUGUCAAGGGUGCCAUUGAAACAUGUGUCAAAGCUGGUGUUCGUGUUAUUAUGAUUACUGGUGACCAAAAGGCUACGGCUGCUGCUAUUGCCAAAGAUAUCGGUCUUUUCAACCAAUUCGAUUACUUGGGUGAUGAAAACACCGGUGUAUUGGAAUGCAGCAAUAUGCACGUUAACAAUGAUCACUUCAGAGAAUACCUACCGGAUGACGUCGUUGACAAAUACACAGCUACUGUAUCCGUAUUCUGCCGUGCUCAGCCGCAAGACAAGGUGGCCAUUGUCGAGUCAUUGAAGAGACAGGGGCACUUGACUGCUAUGACAGGUGAUGGUGUUAACGAUGCUCCUGCCCUUAAGACCGCUGAUAUCGGUGUGGCUAUGGGUAUAAACGGUACUGAUGUCGCCAAGGGUGCUUCUGAUAUGGUUCUUUUGGACGACAAUUUCUGUACCAUCGUCAACUCUAUCGAGUCUGGAAGAACGAUCUACGCAAACAUCCAGAAAUUCGUUUCAUUCCUACUUGGUACCAACAUUGGAGAAAUUGUAUAUCUCACUUUGGCUAUCCUUAUUAGAACGCUGCCACCUGUGGAGGCACUUCAAAUUCUGUUCCUUAACUUCGUCACAGAUGGAUGCCCAGCGGUGGCACUUUCCAGGGAACCACCAGAUGACAACGUCAUGACCACGAAACCAAGAGACCCGAAACAACCCAUUAUGACACGCAAUUGGUGGUUGUACGGUAACCUUCCACACACCAUUUUCCAAGCAGCUAUGGUUAUUGGUAGCAUUCUCACUGCCCUUUACCUCUGUACCGGUGUUGUAUUCAUGCACGAUAUACACGAACAGUGUAAGAAGGUUACUCUUAAAGACACAAACGAUGUACCGCACAAAUUUACAUAUUUUUGCCAGUCAUACGAGUACGUUGUCAAGUUGGAUUAUGUUGGAUGGGUAACCAACAUUGACUACUUUGAUUUGGAUGAGAGAAAGAUGGUGUCGGUACUUGAAGCGGCCAAAGGUAAGGUUCAGAAUCUAACACCCUACAGUGCUGAGUUACACGAAAAGUUGAAGACGAAGUUAGCAAAGAUCGAAAAGGAUAAAGUUCCCAACGAACAUGAAAAUGCACUGGAACGUGACGAACUAGGGUGGUUCCGCCCGAAGGACAGUGUAAAGGUAGAUAAUGGCAAGAAGGCGCCACUUGGGGCUGCUGAUUAUGGAUACCACGACAUUACGGCGCGCAAGUCUACUCAGGCCCGUACGAUUUCUUUCAUCACGGCUGUCUGGUGUGAAAUGCUUCGCGCAUACACAGUACGUAGCUGGGACUUCUUCUACCGCGUCUUCAACCGCAACCCUGUCAUGCACGUUGCCUGUGGUAUAUCUGCAGUUGCGACCUUCUUAGCCACUGUGCUACCGAAGUUCAACACAAUCAUGCACCUCGUACCGCUCCCAUGGUGGCAAUACCUCAUGGCCAUUGGAUUCGCGUUGAUGACGCUCAUUUUGGACGAGUGUGUCUCCAAGGUUCUGUACAAGAAAUAUGCAGAGCAGUAA
This is a messenger RNA of Babesia sp. Xinjiang, 3789 nucleotides long. It is a transcript of the gene pacL, whose product is annotated as Calcium-transporting ATPase. Gene Ontology annotation, molecular function: ATP hydrolysis activity; ATP binding; P-type calcium transporter activity. The transcript has a single exon. Gene Ontology annotation, cellular component: endoplasmic reticulum; plasma membrane. The record is from RefSeq and is a predicted model, not a curated record. Gene Ontology annotation, biological process: calcium ion transmembrane transport; intracellular calcium ion homeostasis; manganese ion transport. Lineage: Eukaryota; Apicomplexa; Aconoidasida; Piroplasmida; Babesiidae. Bases 1 to 3789 code for a protein of 1262 amino acids.